AUGAAGAGGCAGGGUCUGAGUGAAGUGAUGGAGCCUCCGAUGAAGAGACACUCAGACGAAUGGAGCUGGGAGCAGGAGGCGACAGGAGGCGACAGCGCUGACAAAUGGGUCCAGGAUGAGCUAGUCCUCGCAGAGUCCUCACAGAGUCCUCACAGAGUCCUCAAUAAGUCCUCGCAGAGUCCUCGCAGUCCUCACAGAGUCCUCACUGAGUCCUCACAGAGUCCUCACAGAGUCCUCACAAAGUCCUCACUGAGUCCUUGCAGAGUCCUCACUGAGUCCUCACAGAGUCCUCACAGAGUCCUCACUGAGUCCUCACAGAGUCCUCACUGA
Knipowitschia caucasica is the source of this 330-nucleotide messenger RNA. The record is from the annotation of a GenBank genome assembly. Lineage: Eukaryota; Metazoa; Chordata; Actinopteri; Gobiiformes; Gobiidae.